AUGACCCCAAAACCAACUUGCUCAAGUGGGAUGGAAAGGUUCCGAGCUCCACAAUGCACUCCAACUCCCAACAUCCUCACACUAUCUUUAAACAAGACUUGGGAAAUAGCUCGUGAACCUCUCCAUAAGGAAGUUGAUAAUCUGAAGACCAAUAGGGUGGGACAAGGCAUUCCCUUUUCCAACCAAAUAUUGGUAAAACGUCCAAACUUUGGAGUGAUUAGCCAGGUCCUUUGGGCAAUAGGAGGAACAAAGAUAGAAAAGUGGCAGAAGGUUUCUACUGGAGAUGGAAAGUUCCUAAGAUCUGUAAGAGAUGCUCAGCUGAAUAUAAAACUGAAGAAUGUCGUGCAUGUUGAUUUUGUGGGAUCAACCUUUUUGGCAGAUCACUUGCAUUUGGAUACAAAGUCUACUGUUCGCAUUGGUCAGAAGCUAGCUGAUAGUUUCUAUACAAGUUUUACCACUAGAAGAAUCCAGUAA
This is a messenger RNA of Carya illinoinensis, 474 nucleotides long. RefSeq names its product probable carbohydrate esterase At4g34215. Lineage: Eukaryota; Viridiplantae; Streptophyta; Magnoliopsida; Fagales; Juglandaceae. The record is from RefSeq and is a predicted model, not a curated record. The transcript has 2 exons. The coding region runs from base 1 to 474 and encodes 157 amino acids.